Molecule: messenger RNA, 2499 nt
Organism: Lytechinus variegatus (green sea urchin)
Lineage: Eukaryota; Metazoa; Echinodermata; Echinoidea; Temnopleuroida; Toxopneustidae
Exons: 8
Coding region: 103-1191 (362 amino acids)
Source: RefSeq, a predicted model, not a curated record
CCCUCUUAAACUAUUAGAAUAUACCACAUUUUUUAGUACAAACUUGGAUAUACUUGGACAUAAUUUCUUUGGGUUCUACUGAUUCGGUAUUCCCUAUUGAAAAUGGAGUUAUUGAAUUGGAGGAUUUUUGUUUUCGUUGUAGGUUUCUUCACACUUUCCGCGGCUUCUGAACCUGAUUGGUCAUGUGACUUUACAGCAGAUGACUGUGGAAUCAUUCAACUACAGGGAAAUUGGACAGUAGUUCUGUCAAAUGGAAAUGAGAUGAUAGACGUAGAUGUAUCUUCAAGCAUGCGUGAUGACGUAUUUGCUUUCUCCAUACCCUACAACUUCACCUCACAGGUUGGGAAUAUAUCGUUUGAUUAUUUAAUCGCCGGUGUUGAGACGGUAUUCCGGGUUAUGGCCUGCAGGGGUAGGAGUGAAGCGGUGAGAGAAAUUCAGAUAACUGGAUCAGAGCCCUUGAUGGGGUCGAUGCUGAUCCCUUAUUCAUGUGCAAGUGUUCAGGAUGUGCAGAUAAUCUUUAAUGCAACACAACGGGACGUCCCACCACUCAUCAGACUAGACAACAUUGAGAUUUAUGAAUUAAUAUAUACAGAAAUUCCGACAACACCACCACCACUAACAACAACAACAACAACAGUUAUCGUGACAAUGGAAUCCACGACUACAGGUACCAUCGAGACACCAGUUGAUGAAACGGUUACCGUACCUACAGGAGAAACAACAUCAGCAGAUGAUGAUUCCUGGCUUAUUCCUGUCGUAGCAACUAUUUCUGCCUUGUUGGUUAUAAUCGUCAUAGUCUUGAUAGUGGCUUUCGUCUAUCGCAAAAGGAAACCCAAGAAGUCCGAAAAGUCUCAACCGGAUAUCCAAUAUUACGCGGAUCUACGAGCUAAUCCGGAAACGGGAAAAUUUGAGGCUGGGGCGCCCUCUGCGUCUGCUGCAGAUGCGUUCAAGGUUCAGAACGGGAAGGUGAGCGCUGAUUUCGUCGGGAAUCCCGUGUAUCAGAGUGGCAACGUGACUCCACGAGAAGAUGAGGGAGCCAACGAGUCGCUCAUCGGGAGCCCGCUCUAUGAAAGUUCGAUCCAUGAAAAUAAUGACAGUAGAGAUACCCUACCAGCGGACCAAGUCCAAAACGAUGCUGUUCACUACCAGCAGAUAAGGGGCAAUGCGCUAUAUGCUGCUGUAAAUAAGUGAGAUUCGGGGGCGAAUGUACGAGCUUGAUUGGAAGCUGCAUCGGGGUUUGUGAGGGAUCCUCUGCCUAUUUCUGUCGCGCAAAAUUAUGAAGUGAUUUAACACUCAUCAACAGAGGGAGAGUUUUCCAGAACACACCUCAAGCGUGCUUCACUUCGGCCGUUAUAACCCAACAUAAAUCUUUUAGAUAUCUCAUGUUUGAAAAGCGUAAAGCCACUGUAUUAUUUUUAUAAUGCCUUUUGUGAUAGUUUAUGGGGUCAAAAUUUCACUUCUUGAUAUUAUACAAUUUUUUGUUAUUACGCUGGUCUUGUAUCCAUUUCUAUUUUGCUUAUUUUAACGUUGUUCAAUUUUGCGUUGAUUGUUCAAUUGAUCUACAAUUACUGUGCAAUCAUACAAAGACAUGUUUAGUUUUUUGUCCUUGGAACUUUGAAUCAUUUAUCUAUGUUUGUGAACCGCAUAAAUAGUAAACAAAUAAUUUGAGAAAGUGACCCGACAAGUUUACAGCUGGAUCGAAAUUCCUCGUUUCUUCUCCUCCCCCUUUUCUUUUUUUUCUUGAUAGCAUAAAAUGCGUAAUGAUGAUCCCUUUUAUUAAAAACUGGUCGAAACCUCUUUGAUAUUCCUGACCCUGGAUGAUUCAGUCGCCAGGUGGUAUCUUUUUCCCCGUCUCUGAACUUCUAUGAACCAGGAAACGAGCAAUUAUAUGGAUGGAUAUCUAGAAAAAAAAAUGAGAAAACAGACAGCUUAAAAAGGGGAAUAGUGUACAAAUAUUGCAAAAUACCGCAUGCAUGAUAUGUUGUGAAAUUCUUAGAAUAUUAUUUCCGUCUUUUACCGAAACGAUGUACCAGUGAGUCUUACUUCCUCCAUUGACUUGCCACAAAAUGCAGCAGAAUUAGAAUAGUUAAUAUAUUUACACUUAAGUUAGUUUCCAUAUGUGACCAAUCACUCCUAAAUCGACAAUAAGUUGUCGAGAACGAUUUUUUAGAAUUUUAUCGAGCAUAAUGGAAAGGGCAAGUCAUAAGCUUUAAAAUGAUAAGUCACAUGUCUUUUUUUAUGGUAUAAACCUUUUUUCUAUAAACUAUUUUGUACAUAUUUACAUUCUUCGUGACAAACUGAUUUUUGUAUGGAUUUGUAUUUACUAACAAUUUGGAAGUUUGUGAAAUGAAAGAAAAUGUUUAUAUGAAUUGAAUAUAUAAUUUGUCCAAAUUAAUCAAUAAUAACCCUCACAAUGUUUGGAUGAAGACAAAAUUCUAUGAGAGCUUCAAAAUAAGAGGAGAACACAGCGUUUAAGAUUCUGGGUUCACUUAACACACU